AUGUUGAGUGAGUGUUCUCUACUUGAACAAUCUCGUCCGGUCCUCGUGGCUACGACCGUCAUGGAGCCUGCCCCGGAGCCGAGAAACGUGGGUCCUGCCUCUGCCGAUGAAGCAGCUCCUGUCGCAAAGCCGGUAUCUUUGCCUUCCGCGGCAAACGCUCUUCCCGCAACUAGUAGCGGACGUGCAGGAGCUUCCUUCCAGCGUAUUUCAUCUUGGCCUGCUGACAAGUGCAAAAUAGAAGACACUCCCCUAGAACAAGACGACGCUUUGAUAUCCCACGCGAAGAACUGGGCGAAAAUCUGGUUCGCGAAAACGGCUCCGGACGUUUGGUUUGGGGCGAAGCAGAAGCGGAACCGGAAAUUUUACAGGGAGCUGAAUACCAGUUUUCCUAUACAAGUUUUCGCCGACUACGUGUAUAAUGAUCAACAUGCGGACGUCGUGGUUAUGUCGAAUGGUUGUAAAAGCAGCGGGUCGUGGUGUAGUACGAGCAACAGCAGGGGCCGCAGCUCUCCAUCCAGUACCUCUGGUCGUGCUGAAGAUGUUCUUGUACUAUCAGGCGCACGACUUCCUGCGGCACAACCUUCCUCGCCACCAAUGUGUGCGAAGAAGGACCCCGCCCUCCGAAUAAAACGCUGCGAAGAAGGAGUUUAUUCCGAGGAGAAGUUGAAGUCCUUGCAUCCUUGCUCCACUUCCAGCACACGACGUGGAGGCCGCGAGGAACGUUUGUACGACCUCUUGACGUUAUCUGUUUUCCUGGACCAGCACGUCCGGAAUUUGAAAAACGUAAACGCUCCGCCGCCAAAAGAGCACGUCGACCACAAGAACAACGGCGGUCAAAAAUUACAGGCGCCAGCUGCAUCCACUUCGUCGCAGGAACAAGACACUUCUACAACCUGUAGCGAGGAAAUGAAUAAGACCCCUUUAUUUGUUCUCAGCCACAUGCAGAGCUUCGCCACGGAAGUGGCAAAUGCUCUCCACGAGGAACUCGAACUGAAACCAGACCUCUGGAAUGACGAGGAUCGCGGAAAUGUUGGUACAAAUGCCCUGCCUGGUAUCUGCAACGCGAGCGGGACCGACUGCUGGAACAAGAUUCACGACAAUAUUAAACAUGAUCGGGAGCAGCAUGUAGUGCGGUGGUUCCUUCUCUACAUCUUUCUUACCGUCAGCUGGCGACACGGUGGUGAUGUAAAACAAAUGGAGACUGGGAGAAGGCUGCUGGAAGUGAUUUUUACCAGACUGGAGGAUAUGUUGGAGAGAACCACGGAUCAUGUUGAGCUUGCGUAUUAUUCGGGAGGAGCUCCUGCACCAGUACAAGAACCCGAGGGCGGCCUCGUAUCAGACAGAGAGCUGCAAAUCAAAGAACAGAGCAACGCUGAUUUUUAUCUCGAGCCCGUGAAAUUGUUCGCGAUCCGUGUGUGGGAGGAGAACGAGAGGGUGCUGCAAAGGAAAAAAGAUCUCGCAUUUAUCGAAAAAGCACUGGCAGUGGAGACGUUUCCAAAUGAGGAGGAAGUACUGGAGGUGGAUCUCUUGCAGGAGGAUUCGGAGGGGGAUAUCAUCAAAAAUCCCUAUUUCACGACAAAUCUCUCCGACGAACAGAGGGAGAAAUUCAAGAGAAUUCUGGCGCCGGAGUGCGCUUCUUGGCUUUCUUCGACUGCUCUGCCGGACGAGGGUCUCGUUGAAGAUCUUCGUGCCGAGAAUAAGAAGCCCCACGCACAUCGCACCGUCCCCGAGGAACUACGGGAAAUUAAAAGACGGUGGAAAGAGCAAGCUUCUUCUGGUGAUGAGGAGCGGGAAGACGACAACAUGAAGAUCAAAAGACCACGACAUCACACUGAGGCCCUCUUGCGAGAGCUGAUGACGCUGCCGGAGGAAUCUUGUUUGGGGAACGAGAGCUGCGCCACGACCGAUAUCGUUAGAGACAUCACGACCACCUCCUGCGGGCUAUUAACGACACCCGCAAGCAACCAAGUUCCCGUCCUCCUCUCCUUCAGCGCCGGCGUCGACAGUACGGCUUGUGGGUGUCUGUUGCGCGAGUUGUUAGACAGGAAAUUAUCCAAGGGAAACCAACACGACGACCUCGACCUCUACGCCAGUUCAUCUGAAAGUGGGAUCAUGACCGCGAAAAAGAACCCGCUUUCUACUACUUGUCCCUUCACAGAUUUCGCCUGCCUCUAUCUGCACUACCCGGCGAACAGAGAGGAGGACAAUGAAGUAGAUUCUACUGCAGAUUUGGAGUUGGAAUGGGUGAAGUUCGUGUGUAGGCACGUUUUUAAGGUCAAGCUCUACUGGUUCUCCAUCGAAUUGAAGCGCCCGCAUGCGGAGGAGAAGAUGGAACAGAGUGACCUGCGCCCAGCACCAAAAUGUAGUAGCGCACCAUCACCAGAUGUUGAACUUCUAAAGGGCAAGAAGCGUGAGCGUCGGAGUUCUUGUGAGUCAAAGAAACCUGUGGUCUUCGGUCUAUGCAAGACAAAAACUGUGUAAGUGUAACUUUCUUUGGCUGACAGCAUCACAAAUUUGCUCUACAUGACAGAGAAAACCUGUCAUGCGUGGCUUGUAAGGGAAAAUACCCAUGAAAAAAGGACUUCAUGGCUGUGUGGCAUGACAGGUGUAACUCUGUUUACAUGUUUUGCAUUACAGAGUUACACUUACACAGUUUUUUUCUUGCAUACGGUCUCAGCAGAGAGGAAUACGAGCGGUACACGCGGGGAAUCCGGUUUCACAUGUACAGACAGGCGUGGAAGAAACUCUGUGGAGAUGCAGCUCACAGCAUGACAAAUCAUGCAAGUCAAGUAGACUCAAGCAUGACAAACACCCACCACGACAAGAUGCAGCCUGUCGUCCUCCUGGGCCACCACCAAGACGACUGUGACGAAAACCGGCUGGAGAAUCUGACCCGGGGCCACUACCUCUUCCCCGAGGGCAGCACUGGCCCAGAUGGCAUGCAGAAGGUGAGGAUUGUUGGAGACGUGUUGCUUUACCGGCCGUUUGUGGAGAGGAGGAAGAGGGAUUUUUUGAAUUAUCUGCAACAAGAAAGUGUUGACCAAGACCACAUGUACCUCGGCCUGCCCCGCCUCCGCCCGAAAUGCCCCUACUUGAAAGACUCCACGCCGGCUUGGAGUGUGCGGGGCGUGAUGCGCAAAACCCUGGACCGCGUGCUCCAGCUGGAAGUUGUAGAGAAGAAAUGUUGUCAAGAACAGAACGAAGCUCGUCGAGGCGCAGGCUGUCAAGGUGAAGAACAGGAUGUUGUUAUGAAAAUUCAAGCACAGACCAACACCAUGAGGCAGCUUCUGAAGGAUUACAGCGUUCUGUCUCAGCAUCUGGCCGCGGGAGUCACGAAAUUGGAAAGGAAAUUCGUUUAUUUUCCAAACGAUCAAGCUGUUCAUCAAGACAUCAGUUGUGUCGACACUUUUCUCAUCUUCCGCCUCGAUUUGAAUGAGCUUGAGUCCGAAGUUGAAAAUCUCGGCUGCAAAACCGACUGGAACCGCAUGCGGGAGGUGGUCGCAAAUAUCGCGGAGCCGUGGAAUGCGUCCUUGGAUAGAGAUUUAAUUGCGGACGACGCCGAACUCGAACAAGCAUGUGGCGGCACGGAGCCCGAUACUGUAAGUUCCAAUGCUAAAAUCAAGGCCAAGGGCAAUGAAGCACGGAGCCGACAUGAUGUUUCGCAAGCUGGAGUGGAACUACCUGCGACGACGAAGAGGACCAGCACCACGGCUGGACCGACUGCGACUACAAGCCGUUGCCUCACCCCGGAUAUGCUGCGGAUUGCUGUUCCUGGUGAACACGACGUUGUUGGAGGAGCGCAAGAGGAGCUGCAAAGUGACCCUUCGUCGUCCUCUUCCGACUUCAUUCUCUAUCAGGUCUUCGAGCGGAUCGUUUUCCGGGCCACAGAAAAACUGCUGUCAGUGGCAUCUGCGGAUAAGAACAAGAUGAACGACCACGACGUGCACGUGGUAAGUGAUCCUUCUACUGCUGACAAGAAACCACGACCCCCGGCGAUGAAAAAGCUCGGACACUUCCAGCAUUUCGAGGACAAGAAACACGACCACAACAACCAGAAGGCCCGGACGACAAAUCCAAUUGUUCCUUCUGGCCUGAACAAGAAAGCCGUCCGUCACUGUUGGGAAAACUUGAAAAAUGCGAAAAAGCAAAUCUCCGGUGGCGGGCUCACGGAGGAGCUCGGGUACGCGUUUUACUGCGAUGAAGCUGAGAACCGGAGGGAGUUGGUGCUGUAUUGCGGUGGGACGAUCGGUGGUCAACAACAUUAUGGAGGCCGAUCCACUUCUUCUGCUAAAGACCAGCGGGCGAAAUGGUUCACACGGAAAAUAAGCAAUACACCAGCACAGCAGCAAGAACUGGCGAAAGCUCAGAGGAAACGCAGUUCAAGUAAGGGACGCGUCCAAGCCUAGGAUGCGGGGGCGCAGCAGCUGUUCAUUCUAGAGGUUUCUACUGAAGACGACCAAGAAUAUUAAUUAUGAUGUUGAGGCUGGUACCUUCUUUUGCGCCGACGGAUGUGGUUGCGCAUUCAACCAAGAUGAAGAUGAAGAUCUUCUUGUUGAGCGACACUUCUUGUUGACAUUUUUUUACUCAUACAACAACGACGACGACAUUAAUGCGAAAGGUAUCGUACUGAGCAGUCAGCUCCAUUAGG
Molecule: messenger RNA, 4648 nt
Organism: Amoebophrya sp. A120
Lineage: Eukaryota; Dinophyceae; Syndiniales; Amoebophryaceae
Source: the annotation of a GenBank genome assembly